AUGGGCACUCCGAGUUAUGCGUUGGACCUGACGGUCAUUGGGCUAAACAGUCGCGCGUCCAUGGAAGACCCGGAAUCUCUUGUGCAUUUUGAGCUCCUGAAAUAUGGGGAGAUUCCACUCGAGCCUACCACAUCUCCGUCGGAAUUAUCAGAAAUGAAUGUCAUCUUAGGCGAGACCAAAAGCGCCCUUACCAUGGCCGAGGGCUCAUUUCUCGCCGCUCGCACAGGCAUUACCACCGUUACGGACUUUCGAGUCAGUGACCAGGCUGCAGGCCGUCAAGGCGCCCCGCUGAUUGCAUUCUUUGAUGCCCUUCUUCUACACCAUCCUACUAAGCUUCGCGCGUGUCAGAACAUUGUUGGCAUUGCCAACGUUUGCUUCAUCCCGCCCGAUAUCGAAGGCCGGGUGGUUCAGUGCUACGAUUCCGAUACAGGCCCCGGUAACGUGUUUAUAGACGCAGUAGCCCGGUAUUAUACCAACGGCGAACGCGAAUAUUAUAAAGAUGGCGAGAUGGUACUUCCGCCUCGACCCCCCCCCAAAACCACCGGCCGGGAAGUCUUCCGCGAUACAUUAGCCUUCGAAUUAAUCGAAAAGGCUGAGAGAAAAGCUCUUUCCUCAGACGACGUUGUGGCUACCAUUACUCGCAUCACAGCUCAAGCGAUCGUCGACCAUUACAAGCGAUAUGCACCUAAGCGCCUGGAGAUCGCCGAGAUAUUCAUGUGUGGCGGCGGUGCUUAUAACCCUAACAUCACAUCUUACAUUCCGGAACAUUACCCCAACACCAAGAUUGUGUUGCUGGAUGAGACCGGUAUCCCGGCUGCCGCUAAGGAUGCUAUUGCUUUCCCAUGGCAAUGCAUGGAGGCAAUUGUUGGACGUUCUAUUCCUGUCCCGACGCGCGUUGAAACAUGUCAGGAAUAUGUCUUCGGUAUAGUGUCACCCGGAAAGAACUAUCGGAAGGUUCUCCGGAAGGGCAUACUUCUUGGGGCUGGAUGCGACCAUCUACCACCGGCGAAGGAGUUGCUUAACUAUCUGGACGGAACGGCCUUCGAUAAUAAAUAG
Messenger RNA from Aspergillus pseudotamarii, 1056 nucleotides. Its product is annotated as UPF0075 domain protein. Lineage: Eukaryota; Fungi; Ascomycota; Eurotiomycetes; Eurotiales; Aspergillaceae. The transcript is spliced from 5 exons. Gene Ontology annotation, biological process: peptidoglycan turnover; amino sugar metabolic process. Gene Ontology annotation, molecular function: phosphotransferase activity, alcohol group as acceptor; ATP binding. Bases 1 to 1056 code for a protein of 351 amino acids. The record is from RefSeq and is a predicted model, not a curated record.